AUGUCCAUCUCCCGAUAUUCAUCUUGUCCCCAAACGGAUUUCGGUAGAGGACCGCAUUGGCUUCAUGAAAGCCCAUUCCUGCCCCAUCUGUGGGAGACUACGCAGGAUGUGGGGGCCCCAUCUCUUAAGCACGCAGCCAUGAAAAUGGCCCUGGUGGACCAGUCGGCACUCAAGCCGGACCUGUUCGCACAGCUUCCCUGGCAUAUUGCACACUAUCUUUGGGAAUGCCUAGGACGAUGCGAGGUCGGCAAUUGGCGCACAGUCCUUGCAAUAUCUACCGCACAUGCCACCACAGCGGAUCUGGUUGCGAUCGGGAACAUGAAGAAUUUGGUCGCCCUGGACAUCUAUCCGGCAAAAUCAAGGGUGCCUAAGCCUGAGGAUAUUGAUGAAGGCAAAGGGCUCGGACUGGAAGACCGCAUUGUGCGCAGCUGGCUCGAGAUAGCCGAAACCGCUGGGUCAUUGCAGCAGUUGCGCAUUCUGAGGCUCCACAACCAACCAAGGCUGACAACAAAGGCUCUGUGGAUGUUGGAAAAGCUACCAAAUCUACGCGAAGUGUUUAUCUCUGAAUGUGCUGCAUUUGGGGAAGUGAUACAGAAACUGAAUACCCAGAGGAAGGGCGUCCGAUUAGGCGGAUGGAUUGCUCGCAGAAUUAAUCUGGUCCGUGCCGAUCAUGAGGCGCUGGCUCAGGUUCAGAUUAUCCGAGGCCCGCUUGUAGACGUUUACAAGGAUGCCCUGGAUACCGACAGCAGAUCCGAAAAUAAUGAUCGGGGCCAGACUCCCCCGAAUCUAGGCCGGGACAUUCCUAUUCUGGAGUUCAUGUUAUCCUUUGCCCAUCGUGGUACACAGUAUGACGCGUCUCAAGUCAUACAUCUUACUCGAGCGCGCCAGCAAAUAGAAAGGAAACGGUCGCCAUCACAAGGCGAUACAUCGAGGAGUCAAGUAAAACGAGUGGUAAGGGAUCGGGGAGGAAGGGAUAUGGCGGAUGUGCUCAGCGACUUUUUCUGA
This is a messenger RNA of Penicillium cinerascens, 1005 nucleotides long. RefSeq lists its product as uncharacterized. The record is from RefSeq and is a predicted model, not a curated record. Lineage: Eukaryota; Fungi; Ascomycota; Eurotiomycetes; Eurotiales; Aspergillaceae. The transcript is spliced from 2 exons. The coding region runs from base 1 to 1005 and encodes 334 amino acids.